Molecule: messenger RNA, 597 nt
Organism: Gongylonema pulchrum
Lineage: Eukaryota; Metazoa; Nematoda; Chromadorea; Rhabditida; Gongylonematidae
Source: the annotation of a GenBank genome assembly
AUGCUUUGCACUCAUAGUGAAAAUCACAUUGAAGUGACCGGUAUUGUUCGGGGACCACCACGAGUGUACACAAUGCCCACGGGACGUCAGUAUGCCAUCGUGAAGCUCUCUACUACAAGUGGUAUGCUUUCCAUCACUUCGUCGACCUCGCAUUUUGCUUUGAUGCUUGAAAAUCACAUUGAAGUGACCGGUAUUGUUCGAGGACCACCACGAGUGUACACAAUGCCAACAGGACGUCAGUAUGCCAUCGUGAAGCUCUCUACUACAAGUGCUGAUCGGCGAGGCAUCACACGUUUCGUGUCUUUUGUCGAUGUGUUCACACCGAAUAGUGCCGUCGAUUACAUCAAAGAAAACAUACGCGAAGGCGUGCAGGUAUACGUAAGUGGUCAGCUUCGGAGUAGAAUGCGCACGGAUGAGGAUGGCCGACCGUUCCAAGAUAUCCGCAUUCAGGCAAAUGGACUUUUCAAAAUAGUCGCACCAAGGAAUUUGCCGGAAGAAAGUAACAUAGCUGUGGAAAAAAGGGAUUCAGUGACUUCCGAAUCGAAGCAGCAGGAUGCUUCUCAGGAAACUUCUGCUAAAACCGCCUCUUCCGAAUGA